Messenger RNA from Aplysia californica (California sea hare), 1531 nucleotides. RefSeq names its product UPF0600 protein C5orf51 homolog. The transcript has 7 exons. The record is from RefSeq and is a predicted model, not a curated record. The coding region runs from base 110 to 1237 and encodes 375 amino acids. Lineage: Eukaryota; Metazoa; Mollusca; Gastropoda; Aplysiida; Aplysiidae. Gene Ontology annotation, biological process: mitophagy.
UGAGGGAUGAGCUCAAGCAUGAAGCAUUGCUAUGAGAGCCCUUCCCAGAACGCAACCUCGCCUCCGCCCCCUCAUGACUUCCUCUUCCUCUCUCUCUCUGUUGUAAACAAUGGCUACUGGCAACACCGACGCCAAGCAAGUCUUGGCGACUUACUGCGAGUCGUUGCUCGGUGAAAUCCGAAAACAGAAGCAAAAUACGGGUGAUGACAAUGAGAAGGACAUUGUGCUGUCUCUCUAUGAAUACAAGUGUCAGUCCCUGUGGGAGGAGAUCAACAGCUGUGACAACAGUGCCCUUGCUCAAGAGUCCAAUGUUGUGAAAUACCUUCAGAAUAUUGCUCGGCUUGUUUUGGAUUCGACAUACUUGGAAGAAUGCACUCUUGUCAAUGAGGAGUUCUCAACUCCAACAACUUGGACUACAAUCAAGGAGAUUGCAGGAAUUUUAAACAAUGUUGAAAAACUCGCUGAACUGGCUGUACCAGGCAAAAAGCCAGUCGUGUCCCUUGGAGCGGAGAUUGUAGAGUGUUUACGGUGGCGGAGAGGGGCUCUCUGUUACAUGUACGGUUACACUCUGAAUGAAGCACAGCCUGACCGGGGUUAUCCAGACCACUACAAGCAGUGCCUGGAGAAUGGCGUGUCUGAGAUACUGACUAUGCUGAGCACCAGGGCGAACCCCAACUGGUUAAGAAGCCAUGUAGCUCACAACACGGAGUCAGACAGAAGCCAAGAACAAGAAGUUGUCUGUAACGACAGGACUGCCGCUCGUCUGUUUCUUGAAGGUAUCCUGAGCGACACCCACAUGCUUGCCCUGAUGUACUGUGGCGAGCUCUGCUACUGGCAUGCCCAGGCCGUGGAGAAAAAGAUCUUCCCCAAGUCCAGCAGCCCAGGCCAAAGCCCGGACACCUCUGCCUUAUCUGUGUCGGAUUUCCUGGCAAGGAUAAAUGGUGAAGUGGCUGAGGACAGCCCGUCAAAGUGCGUCUCUUCGUCAGAAAAGAGUGGGAAAAAUUCAGAGUCUGAUAGAACGGAGUCUUCAGAGGGGAAAUCCUCGUGUGAAUCUGAGAACUCCACAGGUCAGAAGUCAGAUGUCAAAGGUCAGAGGACUCGGCAGGGUCAGGUUUACAUCGAUAUUGGUCUGCUUUGUUUAAAGAAAUAUGUCGAGAUUGCUCAAGGUCCUUUGUCUAUUGGAGGAUGGACCACAGAUCAAGCCAAGAAAAUUCUUCAGUAUUUUUCAGAUUCAUGAUAUAAUGUGUAAGCGUGUGUUUUAGGUUGGAAGUUUUGCAUGUCUGGUGUGUGAAUUGAAAAUCACAAUUGCCUCUUUCUUCUUGUGGGUAUCUUAUGCAUGGAGCCUGUAUGUGUGUGUUGGUUUGUAUGUGUGUGUCUUUGUUGCUGUCUGUGUGUUUGCAUGUGUGGGAGAGGGGGAGGUGACGAGAGAGAGAGAGGGAGUGGGAGAUUCUUUGUUCUGUGAAAAUUUCCUUCUGUGAUGGAGAGAAUGAAAGAGAAAUUCACUGAAUGCAUGACGAAUGAGGCUGAAAAA